Molecule: messenger RNA, 948 nt
Organism: Pantherophis guttatus
Lineage: Eukaryota; Metazoa; Chordata; Lepidosauria; Squamata; Colubridae
Source: RefSeq, a predicted model, not a curated record
AUGGAGAACCAAAUCAAGGUUGGACAAUUCAUCUUGCUGGGUCUGAAUGUUGACUUGGAGCUUCAGUACAUAAUCUUUGUAAUUUUUCUGCUAUUGUAUACGGUCACAUUAGUGGGGAAUGGAGCUAUUGUCAUUGUGGUCUUAACUGAACCUCAGCUUCAUGGUCCCAUGUACUUUUUCCUUGGAAAUCUUUCCUGCCUUGACAUCAUUCUCUCCACAGUAUCUGAUCCAAAGAUGCUACAAGGAUUUCUAAUAAAAUAUCAACCUAUCUCUUUCAAUGUCUGCAUGGUCCAACUCUUCUUCUUCUACUUCAUGGGUGGUACUGAAGGCAUACUUCUUGCAAUCAUGGCCUAUGACUGCUAUGUUGCAAUAUGCAAUCCCUUGUGCUAUACUCUGAUCAUGAAAAAAGAGAUCUGUGUUCUAAUGGUAGCAACUGCUUGGUCUUCCAGUUUUUCUCAAGCCUUGAUGCAUGCAGUGAUGGCUGCCCAUCUACCCUUCUGUGGACCAAAUCACAUUGAACACUUUGUCUGUGACAUCAAGCCUUUGCUAAAAUUGGCCUGUGGCAACAUACACCUUAACCUCAUAUUGCUCACUAUUGGGACUACCUAUUUUGUUAUGGGGCCUUUUAUCUUCAUACUUAUUUCCUACAUCUAUAUUAUUAGUUUCCUUCUUUUAAAAGUUAAAUCCAGGAGGGGUUGGCAAAAGGCUUUCUCCACUUGCGGGUCCCAUAUGACUGUGGUGGCUUUACUGUACGUUCCUGUGUUAUUUAAUUCCAUUCUUCCUACAAUGGGUACCCCAUCACAACGUGAUGUGAUAAUAACAGUCCUUUAUAGUGCAUUUACCCCAGUUUUGAACCCAUUUAUCUAUACAUUGAGAAACCAGAAGGUUAAAAUGAUACUGAAAAAAUUCUUGAAAAAAAAAAAAGACUUUGGUGAAAGGAUAUUCUGA